AUGAACUCUCCAACGGACGCUGGCCAGGUGCUGGGUGAGAUCAAAUUGACGGAGUCGCACUACGUCAGCGAACUGGGGUCGCUGAUGAUACUCGUGAACGCGUUCGAUGUUCGGUUCAACAACUACUUUGACGACAUGGUAGACGACGCCAUCGAGGAGCAGAUAAGCUAUCGUCAGAAAAUGAACGCGAGACUGGCCAAGGUGGUCCGGAAACUCAUCGUGAUGCAUCGCGAACUAGCACAAAUACUCCAGACAGACGAGCUGGCCGUGCUGGCUGCACAGUUUGCAACCUGGUGCACGGACGCUAUCAAGUUGUACAAGCAGUACAUCAGUCUGUACCGUUUGCAGGAAAACCAAACAGUUUCUGAGGUUGAACUGCGUCGCCAGCCGCUUCUUAGACUGGCGUAUUUGCACCAGACGAUUAGGGCCGUCAAGAGCAUUCUGAGUCUGCAGAUGGACCGUUUGCAAGGCGGAGCGGUUUUUUCCGACCUGGAAGUCGCUACACACAGACUAGAGCAAACAAUGGAGGAGGCGCACAGGAUGGAGUAUCUCCAGCGGAAAAAGCUGGACAAGCACGUCAAUUUUUCCAGUGUGCGCUCGAUGACCGACUUCUCAAUGAUAUGUUCUAGUUUCAGUAUGAAUAGUGUGGUGGAGACGUACCGAACUGAGAUGUACUACACGAACGAAAAGCUGGACACUUCGCUCAUUUUCAAGACUCUCGAGCUCAUGUUUCUCAGGAACCAGACUAUUGCCCUGGUCUCUCUCGAGAAAGGAGAACGGACGCUUGUUUUUCCACCACUGCGUGCCAAUGAGCUACAGUACGAUAGGCAAGUGGAGGACGAGAUUUAUGUAUUUAAACACACGCUGGACACUGGUAUUUGUGUGUAUCUGAAGCUGGACAGCCCCAUGCACUCAAGACUGGCCAGGUUCUGGAAUAGGCCCGCCAAGCUGGGCAAGACACGGUCGGUGGGUAUGGGAAUUCAAUUGCAGGACAGCAUGUCAUCGGAAGUGUCGGAAGGUCAGGAAAAUCACCGUGUUUCUGAGGUUAAGGCUUAUAGAAUCCAACAGCCACAGGUGGCAAAGAUCCAGCCAGCCAGAGAGGCCACGAGACUGCCAUUGCAGCCCGUGUCGUCGUCGAAACUCAACUCGUUCGAUCCACAACGGUUUGCGCAGAAUUAUCAGCACGGUAUUGAUGGCAGCUAUUUGAAGAAGAAACGGCAGACUGUGUUUGGUAUGCUUUCCACCAUCAUCAGGAAAAAAGUGACUGUUGCCGAGUCUACGGAUUCCAUUGCCGACGAAAUCUACCGCAAGAGUAAACACAUGUUCCUGCAACGCGUGGAAUGGUGCAGAUGGGCAGAUAACCAAUGGUCGCAGUCGCUAAACGUCGAUCUCUUGCUGCUCCAGUCUGACUCGGAAAACUACUUGAUGGGAACGAACAUCGAGUCCGAACUACGCACUGAGUUCCUCAUCAAGCUCAAUGACAGCACUAUUGUGAGACGGGCCUCGGAAAUGGACAUCCACAUCACCAGCUGCGAUUUGCAGAGCGCCGUAACGCUGUUCUGGAUUAAAACGGCAGGGGUCAACGAGGCCAACGAGUUGUUCCAGAGCGUUCUGACUAGGUCCACAUCUCUGUCGAACUCCAACUCUUACAGCUCGAACCUGAGUACCACAACAUACAAUUCGUCCAUCAAAACGUUCGUUACCUCGACGUCUAUCGCAUCAACUACUAAAAAGUGA
This is a messenger RNA of Ogataea haglerorum, 1737 nucleotides long. RefSeq lists its product as uncharacterized. The record is from RefSeq and is a predicted model, not a curated record. Lineage: Eukaryota; Fungi; Ascomycota; Pichiomycetes; Pichiales; Pichiaceae. Bases 1 to 1737 code for a protein of 578 amino acids. The transcript has a single exon.